Molecule: messenger RNA, 1658 nt
Organism: Xyrichtys novacula (pearly razorfish)
Lineage: Eukaryota; Metazoa; Chordata; Actinopteri; Labriformes; Labridae
Source: the annotation of a GenBank genome assembly
AUGGAGGUCCACCUGGUGGAGUCCUGGCAGCAGAUCUGUCCCACAUGUCUACGCCCUGAAGGAGGACUCCCCGGCUCUGACCCUGACCCUCUGCAGGACUCGGUCCCCGUCAGGAGUCCUCCCCACAGAUGUUUCCUCCGGUCCACUCACAGCUUCUCCACUUCAAAGCUUCGCCUCGCUCGGAUUUUAUUUGCAUUUUGCCGCCAAUUAAAGCCGAGGUCGAGUUUGUUUACAUCUGCUGCUCUGACCGAGCUUUCCCCCGCCUGAGAGAGACAUGCAACGCCACGCACACAUCAACCCCAGAAACACCGUUGAAGGUUCGCCUUCCUGCGGCGAGAGCGAGGUCACGCUCUGACAUUCAGAAACGACAGAAGCACCGACGACGCCGCGGCGGCGCGGGCGAAGAGAGGGCGGAAAUAUGAGACACGAUUAUCACCUCAGUGUGACAUCGAAGUGAACCAACAUCUGCAGCAAGACUACAGCCAGACCCAAGAACCCGAGCAGAACCCGAGCAGAACCAGACCCAAGAACACCAGCAGAACCAGGGCAGAACCAGACUGAAGAACACCAGCAGAACCAGACCCAAGAACACCAGCAGAACCCGAGCAGAACCCGAGCAGAACCAGACCCAAGAACACCAGCAGAACCCGAGCAGAACCAGACCCAAGAACACCAGCAGAACCCGGGCAGAACCAGACCCAAGAACACCAGCAGAACCAGACCCAAGAACACCAGCAGAACCCGAGCAGAACCCGAGCAGAACCAGACCCAAGAACACCAGCAGAACCCGAGCAGAACCAGACCCAAGAACCUGAGCAGAACCAGACCCAAGAACACCAGCAGAACCAGACCCAAGAACACCAGCAGAACCCGGGCAGAAACAGACCCAAGAACCUGAGCAGAACCAGACCCAAGAACACCAGCAGAACCAGACCCAAGAACACCAGCAGAACCCGGGCAGAACCAGACCAAAGAACCUGAGCAGAACUAGACCCAAGAACACCAGCAGAACCAGACCAAAGAACCCGAGCAGAACCAGACCCAAGAACACCAGCAGAACCAGACUGAAGAACCCGAGCAGAACCAGACCCAAGAACCCGAGCAGAACCAGACUGAAGAACCCGAGCAGAAUCAGACCCAAGAACACCAGCAGAACCAGACUGAAGAACCUGAGCAGAACCAGACCCAAAAGCAGGGCAGAACCCGGGAAGAACCAGACCCAAGAACACCAGCAGAACCAGACUGAAGAACCUGAGCAGAACCAGACCCAAGAACACCAGCAGAACCAGACUGAAGAACCCGGGCAGAACCAGACUGAAGAACCUGAGCAGAACCAGACCCAAGAACACCAGCAGAACCAGACUGAAGAACCCGGGCAGAACCAGACUGAAGAACCUGAGCAGAACCAGACCCAAGAACACCAGCAGAACCAGACUGAAGAACCUGAGCAGAACCAGACCCAAGAACACCAGCAGAACCAGACUGAAGAACCUGAGCAGAACCAGACCAAAGAACCCGAGCAGAACCAGACCCAAGAACCCGAGCACAACCAGACUGAAGAACCCGAGCAGAACCAGACUGAAGAACCCGGGCAGAACCAGACUGAAGAACCCGAACAGAACCCCUCAGAGCCGCUCUCUGAGAUUAUAGCGAGUUGA